Messenger RNA from Astyanax mexicanus (Mexican tetra), 3340 nucleotides. RefSeq lists its product as uncharacterized. The record is from RefSeq and is a predicted model, not a curated record. The coding region runs from base 195 to 725 and encodes 176 amino acids. The transcript is spliced from 6 exons. Lineage: Eukaryota; Metazoa; Chordata; Actinopteri; Characiformes; Acestrorhamphidae.
GGACUGUACCAAAUGUGCCGUACACUGCGUCUACACUGCACAGCUCGAGACUCAGCGGACCGAGGCGUGCACACGCCUUCAUUCAUCUCCCAUCCAUCAGAACAGCGAAAAGCGGACAUUGGGGGCAGGUCAUUAGAGAUGUUGACGCACUGACAUUACCCAUCACUGCUGGCCCAUCCUGGCUGUGUGUUGACAUGGCAACAGGAAGGAAAAGCUCCACAUCUAAGGGCGGGGGCGUUCGCUUCCCUGACGAGGCGGAGGAGGACCCUCUCAGCGAUUGCUGUAACGACACCCAGCAGGACAAGGUCAUCACUGCACUGACGGAACCCGACGGAACGUACCUGGUCAAGGUGGGAUUCCUCAAAAUCCAGCACAAGUACGAGUUCGUCUUUACAAUCCCACAAGUCCCAAAUCUGGGCAAAGACUGCACCCUAUCUCCAGCACUUCGGACCACAGCCAAGCCACGCCUCCGUGCCACACGAAUCGUACCACGCCCUGAAGGUGGUGUGAAGGUGGUGUGUGAGUACAGUGCUCAGCAGGAAGGCGUGGUGCAGGAGGAGCUGACUCUGGUUAACAGGAGCAGGAGGGACAGCAGCGUGCGAGUCAAAGUACAGGCCAGAGUGAUGGAUCGCCACCAUGGGACCCCCAUGUUGGUGGAGGGCGUGCGAUGUUUGGGAACAGAGAAAGAGAUUUCAUCGAAAACCAAUGACCGAAAGAAGAUCUGACCACAUUUGCUCCCAUCCUACGCAUCUGACCAGCAUAGACCGAAGCUAAGAGCACAGUGCAUGAGCCUCAGAAUCAACCAACCCCAACUCCACUCCCAACAAUCCACAGAACAUGGCCUUUUCAGGCUGAAGAUAAAUAGCACUAAAUUUACUCAUUAGCCAUUAGCUAAUCAAGGAAGGCCUGGUGUUGGAGAUCCAGUGUUCCAGUUCCCAGAAGGCCUCAGUAAAGGAAUGCUGUUCUGUAGAUCGCUGGAGCUGGAGUUAGGGACCAAUGUAGAGAUUCAGUAACAAGACCAAGCAAUACUGAAGACCCCCGGCGGCCGAGAAAAGCCAGAACCACAUCACAGCUGUGAGAUCUCCUGGGAACUCCAGAGAGCUGCUCAGUUCUUACGGUUGCUGGGAAGAUGUUGGAAUGUUUCAGGUAUAUAUGAACCAUCUCAAUGUAAAUGUCGUCAUGUCAGGACCCUGCUGAGGGUCAUCUUUAAGCAGAAACAGAAGUGCUGUCCUUAUGGCCUGUCUAAAGUCCAGAGUGUGUUUAGCUUCAGCAUGAGUUACAGCUUCAUUUAAAGGGUUGUUUUGGGAUUAGCAUUAACACUCAGUAAAUACAAAACACUGUUUUUAUGCUGUACAGUACUGUGCAAAAGACUGCAAGCACAGCUGAUCAAGUUAUAUUUGAAAGAUUUAAUUUAAAGGAGAACUCCGGUGUAAAAUGGACUUUUGUUGUAGUAAAACAUGAUAAAAAGUACUAACCUUUUAAUGAAUAGCACACCUCCGUUCUCCAGCAGCCUUCUGAGAUCCAGAAAUUUGAACAGUUUGUCCAAACACCCUUUAGACUGGGCGACACAGAGCAUAAUUUGCCCUGAUAAAUCUCUUUCUACACCGUUAUCCAGCUCAAAGUAGCUCCACACCUCCUUGCUAGAAUCCGGAGAGCCCUGACAUUUAAAACGAGGCAUUAUUAACUUAAAAAGUGCUCAAGAAGCUUUUAAAGAAACGCUGUUUUCAUCCUAUAGUGUUAGCUUAACCUCCUUGCAGCUCCAUCUUUGUACUGAUAAUGACAGACAUAUAACCUUGAUCCUUUGUUAGUUAUUAAAAACUUGCCUGAGAUAAAGGUUUUUAAACAGUUUGCUUAGGUCUUUUGCACAGUACUGCAUUUCUGAAUGUGUAUCUGUAACAUAGCCAUAUCCCCUUGUGUCGAAUGCCUCCUGCCUGUUCACGCCUUCCACAAAUCCUCUGUGUUUUUAUAGCAAUUUGUUGUAAAUGUCACAACGUUAAUGCAUGCUAGUCUUUCAGAACAAUCACUCACUCUGAGUUUCUAAUAGUUCUUAGCUAAAAGAUGUGCUGGAAUGUUCUAGAAAAUUAGAAUUACAAUCAGGGAUGGAGUGUGGUCCUAGACACACAUGUACAAAACCCAACACCCACACACUGUAAAUUCUUUUGUAAAUGAAGGAUGUAGUUAGUUAACAGUAAGUUAGUCUACAAGCACUGUCUAAUAAAAAUACUGCUUUUUUCUUUAUUUUUUAUUUGUGGUGAUUCAGAAACAUUCACAUUUAGGUUAUUACGCUAAUUGACGAAAAAUACAUAUUUCAGUUUCUGAAUCAGUUUCUCUGAUUUUGCUAUUUAUAGGUAUAUGCUUGAGUAAAAUUUAAAUUGUUGUUUUAUUCUAUAAACUACAAACCACAUUUCUCCCAGGCAUCUUGGCAUCAUGUUCUCCUCCACCAGUCUUACACACUGAUUUUGGAUAACUUUAUGCUGCUUUACUCCUGGUGCAAAAAUUCCAGCAGUUCAGUUUGGUGGUUUGAUGGUUUGUGAUCAUCCAACUUCCUCUUGAUUAUAUUCCAGAGUUUUUGAAUUUGGUAAAAUCAAAUAAAUAAUUUUUGAGUAUUUUCUUCUUUUAUUUCUCGAGCUGUAUAUGUAAGUGAUUACUAUAUUAGUAAAAUUAUUAGUAAAAGGAAAACUAAACAAUUUAAAGGAGGUUCUAGUACCCCGUUGGAGCCUCUAGCCUGGAUACAAGGUGAGAUAUGGUUGGACAGUCAGUUUAUGUUAUAUCACUACUAGGAGUGAACAACUGUCAUAGGUGAUGGCUCCCCAGAUCAUCACACCAGCACAUCAAUGUCACUCAAUUACUCAGUCCAGUAAUGUGACCUUCCCCCCCUCAAGUUUUUCAACUGGACAAAAUGUCUUUCAGUGUGUCGUAGAGGCAUGUCUAUCAGUGAAUGAUCUCUACCUAAAAGUAGCCUCUGAGAGCCUUUUUAUAGGAUUGCAGGUUGCAAAUCAGUUUUACACCCUCUUGUGGGAAGAUCCAGUGUCUAAUCGGACCACACCUGUAAUCAUUUACAUAUCUGCCAUAUCUGAGUCAUAAUUGCAUGUUAAGUUUUGCAGCAAUCCAGUGUGUUUUAUUUUUAUCAAUAAGUGUGAACUUGUCUUAUGUUUAAACUGUACACCUGUCACUUACACUACUGUACAUAAUAUAUUUAUGAUAUAAGUUGACAUCCUCAGUGCAUUCACAAAGUAAUCUCUUGUAUGUCUUGUUUCUGCUGGCACUGUUAUUUUUGUUAACUGUGGUUUAAAUGCGAAAACAACAAUAUUAAUUAUAGAAAUAAACAGAAUAUUACCUA